Molecule: messenger RNA, 1896 nt
Organism: Osmerus eperlanus (European smelt)
Lineage: Eukaryota; Metazoa; Chordata; Actinopteri; Osmeriformes; Osmeridae
Gene: rpe
Product: ribulose-5-phosphate-3-epimerase
Exons: 6
Coding region: 89-775 (228 amino acids)
Biological process (GO): carbohydrate metabolic process; pentose-phosphate shunt, non-oxidative branch; pentose-phosphate shunt
Cellular component (GO): cytosol
Molecular function (GO): metal ion binding; D-ribulose-phosphate 3-epimerase activity
Source: RefSeq, a predicted model, not a curated record
AACAGCGGAAGUCUACCGCAGGGAAGAUAACAUUAGGCUUCUAGCCUACUUGUAGAAGACAUCAGAGCACUUCAGUACAAUAUCCACCAUGGCUUACAGUGCCAUGAUCGGCCCAUCCAUUCUAAGCAGUGAUCUCGCCUGCUUGGGUAGUGAGUGUGAGCGGAUGAUGGAGUGCGGGGCAGAUUACCUCCAUCUCGACGUUAUGGACGGGCAUUUCGUCCCAAACAUCACGUUUGGCCAUCCCAUGGUGGAGUGCCUGAGGAAGUCUGUGGGACUGGACCCUUUUUUUGACAUGCAUAUGAUGGUGUCCAGGCCGGAGCAGUGGGUCAAGGCCAUGGCAGCAGCAGGGGCCAACCAGUACACCUUCCAUCUGGAGGCCACCACCAACGCUGGCAACCUCAUUAAAGACAUCCGGGAGAGUGGGAUGAAGGUGGGCGUGGCCAUCAAACCUGGUACUACAGUAGAGGAGUUGGCUCCCUGGGCAGGACAGAUAGACAUGGCCCUGGUCAUGACUGUGGAACCUGGCUUUGGGGGACAGAAGUUUAUGGAGGACAUGAUGCCCAAGGUGGCAUGGCUGAGGAAUCAAUUCCCUUCGUUGGACAUUGAGGUGGAUGGAGGAGUGGGCCCUGACACCAUCCACAAGUGUGCCGAGGCGGGGGCUAACAUGAUUGUGUCAGGCAGUGCAGUGGUGAGCAGCCCCGAUCCUCGCUCUGUCAUCGCUCUGCUGCGUACUGUGGUUGUUGAGGCAAUCCAGAAACGCUCGCUGGAUCGUUGACUCAUCUACCGUCAGAAUGACCCUGUGACAAAUGGCCCACUGCAGCCUGUUCUAUCAAAGCAGCUGACAAACUUGUCGGGAGGGUCAAGGGGUGAUUGUGUGCACAGUAUAUGACCGGGGGUUGGGGAUUGCAGAUUGGGUGCUGAAGUCACAGAAGUUAGACCCUCUUCAAAUCAUCAUCAUAUCUACCACACCUUCACCAACACCCCUCCAGUUAACUCCACGGUUAUCCACCACCAGCAGCGUACGCCUGCAAACAAUUAUGCGACAACUGAUACAAGAGGAGUCUUGGUUAUAUAUGAUUUCACACUUGAAUUGUAAACAUUCCGGUAAUUUUUUUUAAAUUGUAUUUUUGGUGAGUUAGAAAAAUUGCUAAAUGAUUAUAACAUUUAAUAUGUUCAAUUAAAUGUGUUAAAAUUUACCUGUUUAGUGUGUUACUUGAGGGGUGGGGGUGGAGUAGACUGAUGGUCAUCUUACAGGAAGUUGUGAAAACCACAGUGUCAGAGCAUUGAGAUGUAUACAAUUCAGGAGGUCUGGGACGGUUGCAUUGCGUGCAUUUGAAUUAACAAAGGAUACCGAAACUCUGAAAAGUACUCCCAUCUCGCAGUGCCUCUCCACAGGGAACCUCACUCCAUAUGGGUUGGCCCCUCCCAACCUGUGAGUCACAGAACCCCGCACUUCAAGUAAUCAGACUACAGUACUUGCGUUGGAGGUUACAGGUUGGUACCUGUGAGCCCUGUCGGCUCGGUUUUUGUGGAGCGGGCUGCUAAGUAGCGAAUGGGUCGCAGCUGUGCAGCUCGUUUGCUGAGUGGGGAUCCAGCUGGGAGAGCUGGGAAGGCUUUACUGUCUGGGGAGAUCACAAAGUCUAAAGAUUUAGCAUGGUCAGUGAUCUGUACCAUCUCUUAGAUAAGCCAUGUGAGUUGUCACGAGUUCUGAAAGGUAGUCAGUUAGCCUUUCUACGUGAAAUUGUCUUCCCCUUCAGUUUCCUCACCAGUAGGAUGUUCUUGACCAGACACAAGGUGGCAGGCAUGGACAAAUACAUUCAGAAUAGUAACCAAUAUGUUGAAUGAUAACUAUAUGUGAAAUGCUUGUAUGUUAAUAAAUGCCUUCUCCAAAAUGAA